Hylaeus volcanicus is the source of this 2097-nucleotide messenger RNA. Its product is annotated as dnaJ homolog subfamily C member 16-like. Bases 136 to 1953 code for a protein of 605 amino acids. Lineage: Eukaryota; Metazoa; Arthropoda; Insecta; Hymenoptera; Colletidae. The transcript has 12 exons. The record is from RefSeq and is a predicted model, not a curated record.
UCUUAGCCUCUUAGAAAAGCAUUAGAUAUCUCAUUGUAAUUCAUUCUUCUCUGGCGUUUUAUUAGUAACCACGAAGAGUCUGCAUGCGGAGUAAGGUUCCAUGCGUGAUAUCUUAAAAAGCUUUUUUUAACAAAAAUGAUUGAUUUAAACCAUUCAUGUUCAAGUGCUUUUUUUAAAGGGAACUGUUGCCAAUUAUCGGAUUCGGUAAACUCAUUGAAAGAGGAAAAAACAAAAUGUUCAACGUUUCGUUUAUGGUUUCCACAAUAUGUUAAAGUGAUUCUCUUUCUACUCGUAGUGGAUUGUAUUUUUCUCGGUACCACAGCUGCAUCUAUUCAAAGUCGCGAUUUUUACAAAAUAUUAAAAGUUCCCCGAAAUGCUGAUAUUUCUUUAAUUAAAAAAAAUUAUCGGAAGUUAUCAAAGGAACUUCAUCCUGAUACCAAUCCUAAUUCACCUCCUCAAGCAUUUAUUGAUGUUCGUGAUGCUCAUGAAGCGUUAUCGGACCCUAAAUUGAGAAAACUUUAUGAUAAAUAUGGUGAAGAGGGCUUAAAUCCAAAUUUUCAACCAAACCAGUAUUCAAAAUCGUAUUCGGAUCAUCCAUUUCAUUUUUUUCAAGAGAAUACAGGGAAUACAUUUUUUUUUAACUCACAUCCAGGGCAGGGUGAUUUUCAAAGCUUUUUCUUUUCGGAGGGGCCUCAAUUUGAACGAGAACCUGUAGUCAAAGACCUAUACGAAAAAUCUGGAUCUCAUGUCGUCAAAAUCAAGUCUCAUACAUGGAAAUCAAUUGUUCAUGAAAGGGAGUGGUUUGUUCUUGUCAAUUUCUAUGGUCCAUCCUGUAGCCACUGUGUCAAAUUGGAGAGCACUUACGAAUCUAUUGCCGCUUCGUUUAAAGAUAUACUUGUGGUGGCAGCAGUGAAUUGUGAAAAAGAGCGGCGUUUAUGUCAUUCCUCCCGUAUUGAGAGUUUUCCUACAGUAAAGAUUUACUCCGAUUCUUUUGAAGAACCAGUCCAAACAUAUGAUGGAAACUCUUUCUCUGUGAAAAGCUUGAAAAAGUGGUUAAGUGAUCAUAUCAAAUUAUAUGGAGACAUCUUAACCAAUUCAAAUUGGAACUCAUGGAUUGUGUCAAAUUCACACUUGCCAAAACUCAUAUUUAUCACACCCAAUCAUCUGGUUCCUCUUUGGUUUCGUAAAGCAGUGUUUCCCUAUAAAAAACGCUUAUCUUUAGGUUAUAUUACCCUAAAACAUGCGGCUUGCCAGCAGCUUGCUAAUCAACACCUACCUCGAUCAAUGUAUCAAAAUUUGGUGACCCCUAUUUUGCUAAGAAUCACCGAUAUAGACACUGUUUCUGGAGAAAUCAUACCGAUCAAAACCUCAUCGACCUCUAUUGUAUCGCUCACUUUAAAUCGCAUUGCUGCCUCAAAUGAUCAGUACUAUAGAGAAAUGUAUGAAACAACUUUGAAUGAACUGACAAAGUUAAAAUAUGCUAGAGGAGAUUGUUCCCCCAAUGAAUCAAAGAUAUGUCUUCUUUUAUUCCUGCCACAUGACAAAUACAACACGUCUAAACCUGCCAUUGCUUUACAAGAAGCUUUAUUAAAGUAUCCAAAGGUAGCCAAACGGUUUUGGAUAUCUUCUUCAAAACAACCUCAAUUGUUGAAUGCAUUUUCAUUAUCCCCUUUCCCAAAAUCAUGUUUGACAUCGAAUGUUCCUGUGUGUUUAAAUCCAUCACUUGAUCUCAAUCUGGAUGUUAAAAAAGAAAAAAAUUGUAAUUUAGUACCUACCUCGCUUGAUGAGGCUUGCUACACAUUGAUAGCAUUUAAACCUAAGAGAAAAAAGUUUCUUGUGAUGAAGAAAACAAACUCAAGCACGGAAUCUGAGAUUCACAACUUUCUUGAUGCCGUUUUAAAUCAAGGUGUUCCAUUAGUCAAUUUACUUAAAUCACAUUUAAAUUUCGUGUAACUGUUUAAUUUUUUCGAUGGCUAGUAUAUAAUAAAGAUGUUUUUCUUCAUAGUCUUAAAAUCUUUUUUUUGUGUAACACUUCCAUUUAAAAUAACUGGUUUUCUAUAAGCUAACAAUCAACUUUUACUUAAACAGUAAUAUUAA